This is a messenger RNA of Parasteatoda tepidariorum (common house spider), 2237 nucleotides long. RefSeq names its product ras-related protein Rap-1b. Gene Ontology annotation, cellular component: membrane. Gene Ontology annotation, molecular function: GTP binding; GTPase activity. The record is from RefSeq and is a predicted model, not a curated record. Gene Ontology annotation, biological process: Rap protein signal transduction. Lineage: Eukaryota; Metazoa; Arthropoda; Arachnida; Araneae; Theridiidae.
UCAUAUAAUUGAAAGCUUUCAGUUUAUACAACUCCUUUUUACAUAUUUCCCUCUCACCGCAAUUAAGUUUGUAUUCUUAUUUUCGAAUUAGAUGCUGUAAUGCUUUCGGCGAAUACCGAUUAUUACAGCUGACUAAUAAGCAUGAGUGGCACCCUAAAACAUUUUUACAAUAAAACUGACAGACCUACCGGCCGCGAGUUAAAUUACUCUUGUUUGUAAUUUUAUUGCUUAUCCAUUAUUUGUUGUUAGUUCUAAUUUGCGUUUGUAAUUGAUUAUAAUAUUUCCGUAUAAGUACUUGAGUGAGCGAAUCUGGGUAAAGCUCAAGAGAUAAGCACUGACUAGUGGGCAAAAAGUUUUGUUUGUAAUUUCUGCACGAGUGUCAGUUGACUUAAGUACUGAAAAUUAAUUUUCACCACGCCCACAAUGCGAGAAUAUAAAAUCGUAGUUUUAGGCAGUGGAGGUGUCGGAAAAAGUGCUUUGACAGUGCAGUUCGUACAAGGCAUAUUUGUAGAAAAGUAUGAUCCAACUAUAGAAGAUAGCUAUCGUAAGCAAGUAGAAGUAGAUGGACAACAGUGCAUGCUAGAAAUUUUGGAUACUGCUGGCACAGAACAAUUCACUGCCAUGCGCGAUCUUUAUAUGAAAAAUGGCCAAGGGUUUGUUCUUGUAUAUUCCAUAACAGCUCAAUCCACAUUCAAUGAUUUGCAAGAUUUAAGGGAACAAAUAUUAAGAGUCAAGGACACAGAUGAUGUACCUAUGAUUUUAGUGGGCAACAAAUGUGACUUGGAAGAUGAACGUGUGGUUGGUAAAGAUCAAGGUGCUAACCUAGCAAGGUCGUUUAAUAACUGUGCUUUCUUGGAAUCAUCUGCUAAAGCCAAGAUUAAUGUCAGUGAGAUUUUUUAUGAUCUUGUCCGGCAAAUCAAUAGAAAAAACCCUGAAAAAAAGCCGCAUUUAAAAAAGAAAAAGACAUGUUCAAUUUUGUAAAUAUGUAGUGAUUAACUGGUAGUGAUGCUGUACAGAGGCCCCCUUCAAUUUGUCUUGAAAAAAAAAGUGACUUUGCUACAGAAAAUUGAUCACUGUGGAGCAUGUGUAUUGUGACAGAAUUAUGUUCAAGCAUUAUAACUUAAAUAAUGGGGUCCAGGCUGCAAUAUUACUAUAAUUAAUAUGAAUACCAUGUUCCUUCAACCGCAGCACUUCCACAUUGUUGUGUUCUUUAAGGAUUCUUCAAUCUGAUCUAUUUUCCUUCCCCUUCCUUAAUUUUUUUUAAAAAACAAAUAUUCUCUAUUGAUUAAAGAAACUAAUUGUACAAGAGUGUUGAAUCAGUGUCCCAUUUAACGGUCUUUGUAUAAUUUGGGUUGAAGCGCGGGCCGGAGUGACACUUUGUACAAUGGAGGCGACAAAAAAAGUGUAAUUUUUUCUGUAGGGUUAGUUCCAAAAGUUGUUUCGUAUUUUCAUAUAAAUUUUAAAAAUCACACUUAUUAGAUUGAGCGUUUAUUCGAGGGGGGCAGACCGCAAUCAUCCUCAAAAUAGUAGCGGAGAUUCCAUUUUUAUUAGCUAUAAUGAAUGUAUGUUUAUGUGUUUAGGAAUCUAAAAGAAGGGUAUGACCUACAAUCACUCGCUUGAAUGAAGUUUAUUGGUGAAAUUUUCUUCCUCAGUGAAAAGUCCUUUCCUAAUGUUUUGAAACUUGUUGCCGUUUCCCCCCCUCUGAAUCUUCAUGUCUUUGUGCACAGCGUUUUGUAACUUAUUUUAUUUCAUCUUCUAUCAUUAUAUAUUAAUUAUUUUUGUUUUUGUUUUUUUCAAUCUAGCAUAGUAGUUUUAAAAAUGAAAUAUAUAUGUAUAUUAUGUAAAUUGCAGUGUUAUUUUGGCCAAUGCUUCCAAAAUAAUUAAGAUAAAAAGUUUUUAACCUGUCCUCACAUUGUCAAGCAGAGCUUUUAAACUGACGUAUAACUUUUUUACAUCUGUAUUUCUAAUUGUGUUUAAGGUGCCUAUGCUUGUCAAGUCCAAAAGGAAAAAAAAAAAAAAAAAAUCUUACCAUACAGGAAUUACCUUCAAAGUUGGACAUUAUUAUCCCAAGCAAAGUGACAUUGAUAAAUAUUAAUUUGAAAAAUUUAAGUAAUUGAAUUUUAUUUAAGAAAAUGUUUUCAAUGUUUACCCUUAUUCAGUUGUAUGUAAUGAAUGAAAUUUAUCUUGUUGGAUGUCUUCAUUUUAAAAUAAAUGUGUUAAAUUAACAUUGAAAUUCA